AUGGAUAGAGGUCGACGCGUUACUGCAAGAAGGAUUGUUCAGCAGCAACCCGACCACUUCGAGAUCGAAGGUCUAAUUCUCGAAAAGGACAUGGAUUCGUCACCACUACAGGUUCUGGUGAGCCCUGAUGGCACCAGGCUACUCAUUGCUAUGAUUGAGAAGCAUGCGGUCUGGGACUUGCAGACUGGCCUUCUCGUCAAAGAUUACGCCUUUGAAAAGACUAGCUCACCGGGAAAAUGGGUGAGCAAACCACAAAGUGACUUGUUAAUGUUGAUCCAGAAAGCCAGCGUGCACGCCUACAGCUGGACUUCAUUCGACCUCUUAUCAACGUUUAUGUAUGAAUCGUUCAAUGAACACAAGGAAAACGGCAGUACAAUCCUUGAUACUAUCUGCCUACCUCACUGCCGUGACAUCUAUAACAUCUCCUCGAGAACCAGAUCCUCCAAUUCGACUCCUAUCAUGCAUACCCUGUCGUCCGAUCAUCAUCCUCCACCGGAGAAUCAAUUCUCUUCACAUCACACAUGUUACGAGAGGACCAUUGAAGACUACAAAUACACCUUGGGUAUACACAAGGAAAGGCUUAUCUUCCUCCAGCAGAGUGGAUGGGUCUGCUCAAUCAACCUUGAGACUGCUGCUACAGACAAGUUCUAUACACGGCACUUCUAUGUACCUCUUCCUUGGCACAGUGCUGGCGUGAACGCCCCUGCUACAAUCACACCACAAGGAACUGUCAUUCUAUCUGUGAGACAUGAGAUUGCUGUCUUUCACAACGGAUUGGAUUACGAGGAGCAAGUACCUAUAUAG
This is a messenger RNA of Aspergillus sclerotioniger CBS 115572, 804 nucleotides long. RefSeq lists its product as uncharacterized. Lineage: Eukaryota; Fungi; Ascomycota; Eurotiomycetes; Eurotiales; Aspergillaceae. Bases 1 to 804 code for a protein of 267 amino acids. The record is from RefSeq and is a predicted model, not a curated record. The transcript has a single exon.